Messenger RNA from Toxotes jaculatrix (banded archerfish), 2867 nucleotides. RefSeq names its product leukotriene B4 receptor (gene ltb4r). Gene Ontology annotation, cellular component: plasma membrane. Gene Ontology annotation, molecular function: complement receptor activity; leukotriene receptor activity. The record is from RefSeq and is a predicted model, not a curated record. The transcript has 5 exons. Bases 1383 to 2525 code for a protein of 380 amino acids. NCBI's taxonomy places the organism in Eukaryota, Metazoa, Chordata, Actinopteri, Toxotidae. Gene Ontology annotation, biological process: positive regulation of cytosolic calcium ion concentration; phospholipase C-activating G protein-coupled receptor signaling pathway; complement receptor mediated signaling pathway.
GUUUACUGCACAUUUACUGUAAAGUCAAUAGGAACAUUUUUUAUCGCUUUUGCAAAAUUUGUGUGUAAAUUUUCUUUAUGCAAUGUUUUACUUUUUAAAAUGUUUAAAAUAACUGAAAGAGUCAAUACUGUUGUACCUCAAUGCAGAGAGCUGAGCUGAGUGAAGCUGAGAGUUCAGGUUUGACAGAUGCACUACAUCUACAACAGUGAAAUUCAUGUGUAUGUUUUGCGAGAUUCUACAGUCUUAUGUUUUACUGUCUUUAAAGCUGCAUGAAUGUAUUUUUGGCCACUUGCUUACAGUGGAACAAGCUGUAAAAGCAGCAUCGACAAAUUAUCUCCUUAAGUUGUUACAGUUGGUUCGCAAACAGUUGCGUUAUCAGCACUGACUUGCUUGUUUCCUGCCAAUAGCCCUGUAUUCAUUCUCCUUUUAGCUCUGUUUAAAGACAUCUGACUAAAGCUGCUAAAUGCUCCACUUUGAUCACCAGCUAGCGGCUAACUUUGUCUUUCUGCCAUUUGGUGCUGAGUAGUAUUGAGCCAUGAGUUUAACACGAGCUUUUUUUCUUUUUACUGAAAACUGCUCCCUCAUGUGGCUAGAAGCGAGAUUGCUCAGAGCGGUGAGAGUGAGCCCCACCCCAUCAAGAUGCUGGGAGUUCAAAUUAAAGCAAUGCUCCACAGUGCUGAUGGGAACUGCAUGCUUGCAUGAUUAUUCUCUGUGGGUCAUCACUACGAGGGACCCCUUUCACAUUACGUGUAGCCAUUUGCUCCAGCUUUAAAGCCCUGAAGUGGAAUGUUUUAAUAUUUCACUGUGAGCAUGCAGCCAGUAAAACAAUGAAAUACAGGAAAAAUACAAAAAGAAUUAAAACCUUUUUUUUUCCGGAAACAUCAUGUCUUUGUUAUGCAAUUGGAUACAUCCUCUGCUUCAUAAGCAACUUGAGACAUGUGGAAAGAGGAAUAUGAUGUAAAUCAGCCAAAAAGUCUGAUGCAAGAAAGAACACAAUGUGCACGGCACACGUAUGAAAUUAAAGGUCAUGUAUCAACAGGAUCCUGGAGUUUUACUGGAAUAGUCGCCCCCUCGUUUAUUCAUUGAUGUGACGAUUUGAAAAUGAUGUCAUCAGUUUCACAACAUUUUCCUUCUCUGUAUGAUGUCUUGAUUUUUUUUUUCUCUUUUUAACUCAGGUACAACAUUUCAGUGUCAGUUAGCUGCAGUGUUGCUUCUUCAAAGUAAAGAGGGAAGCCAAGGACUAAGAAUAAAGACACAGUGUAUAAUAGAUGGAAAGUGGUAAACUUUUGGAGUGGAUACCUUGUGUUGGAUUUUAAAGAGAUCUGCAGCUGAAGGUUGAGCCAAUUUCACAACUGUCAGAACCAAACUCAAGAGUCUUCUUGAUGGCGUCCAACAUCACCACCAGCGUGUCCCAGCAGUCCUCCUCUGCCGCCUUUUCUUUGCCCAUCAGCGUCUCAGCCCAGGUUGGCAUUGUUAUCCUGACCCUGGCGUUUGUGCUGGGCUUCCCCGGGAACCUGUUUGUGGUUUGGUCGGUGUUCUGCCAGGUGAAGAAGCGCUCAGUGACCUGUUUGUUGGUGCUGAACCUGGCUCUGGCGGAUGCUUUUGUGCUGCUCAGCGCACCUUUUUUCCUGCGGUACCUGGCUGGCGGCAGGGGCUGGGAGUUUGGCUCAGCAGCAUGCAAGCUGGUGCAUUACCUGUCAAAUGUUAACAUGUACGUAUCCAUCUAUCUCAUCUGCCUGAUGAGCAUGGACCGCUGGGUGGCUGUCACAAGGCCUUUCCUGUCCCAGAGAAUGAGGACCAAGCGCUCUCUGCUGGCUCUCCUGCUGGGGGUCUGGGUGAUGGCAUUCAUCCUGUCACUGCCGAUGCCUUUUUACCGCAGUAAUUUGAAGAAAACUUUUCCAAACAACAUCACUUUGAGCUUUUGUAUUCCAUACCACUGGCAAAGCGUGGGCCACAAAGUCUUUCAGUACCUGUUUGAGACCAUCAUGGGCUGCCUGGUGCCCUUCUCCCUCAUCAACACCUGUUACGCCUCUGUCAUCUGCCGUCUGCAAAGCGCUAGGUUCCACCGCAGAGGACAAGGCAGCCGCCUAAUCCUGAUGAUAAUUUGUGCCUUUGCAGUUUUCUGGCUGCCUUAUCACAUCGUCAACAUCAUUGAGGUGAUUGGUCUUUUGCAAGGCAGCGCUUCAGUGAUGCAGGCUGCAAAAACAGCCCGGCCAAAUGUCACAGCCUUUGCCUACUUCAGCAGUGCUAUCAAUCCCAUCCUCUACGUGUUUGCCGGCAGCUCGCACAUCCGCCAGGCCGGCCUCAGCUUCAUGGGCAAACUGUUCGAGGCCACCAACUCGGAGAGCCGAAGCACAUCUACCUUCACCCGCAGCACCCGCAGCAGCUCUCGGGAUGAGAGCUCGGCCCUGCAAGCGCUGUCAGUCAAACUGGGGAAGCCUUUCAAGAGCAAGAAUAAGGAGAGGAACAACAGUGCGGUGGACAAAGAGGCCAACACUCUGGCCAGUGUCGAGCAGCUAGGGUAGCGCUUAAGCCAUUUUCUCAGAACUAUCUUUGUAAAUGAGCUUUUGCAUCCGUAAGCUUUAUUACAUUAGACAUGAGAGAGCCUGCACAGCUAUUCUAUAUCACAAUAAUUCUAUUUAGUGACUUUUUAUACAUUCUAAUUGUUUAUAAUUGUACUUAUUAAACAUUAUAUUUUUAUAUGUAAAUUAUAGUGGUAUGUUAUGGUUUCAGCACCUGGCCUUAUUUAAAUUAUAUUGUAAUCUUCCGACCUUAAGCCUCAAAGUCUUAUGGUCAGAAACUUUUUAUUUGUUUUUAGUAAAAGGACAAAUAGUAAAAUUUGUCAUAUUAAUAAAGUUUUCCUAAUA